This is a messenger RNA of Anolis carolinensis (green anole), 755 nucleotides long. It is a transcript of the gene inip, whose product is annotated as INTS3 and NABP interacting protein. Gene Ontology annotation, biological process: DNA repair. Bases 228 to 602 code for a protein of 124 amino acids. Gene Ontology annotation, cellular component: nucleus; nucleoplasm; SOSS complex. The record is from RefSeq and is a predicted model, not a curated record. Lineage: Eukaryota; Metazoa; Chordata; Lepidosauria; Squamata; Anolidae. The transcript is spliced from 6 exons.
GCGCGCGGCACUGACGCAACAGCGGGGCGACUGACGCGCUCUCAUUGGGAGGGAAGGUUCCAAACAAACGCCGCGGCCGGCAGAGCCUUGUGGGAGAAUCCAUUCGGACAGAGGCGAAGGGGGGGAGAAACAAGAGACGGGGAUGAGCUGGGAUGCACCAUUGUCAGCUCUUCAUUUGACAACAAGUCAUAGCUCCUUUUCAUGAAAUUGAAGUGGAAACUGGGAAAAUGGCUUCAAACCCUCCUGGACAAGGCUUUCAGAACAAAAACAGAGUUGCGAUCUUGGCUGAACUUGACAAGGAGAAGAGAAAGCUGCUCAUGCAAAACCAGUCCUCCACAAAUCAUCCUGGAGCCAGAAUUCUGCAGCCACUCUACCAAACAUAUGAGCUCCCCAUCAUGAAGACUAUGGACCCCUGCAUUUCUCUCUCUCGAUCCUCCCUUAAUAAGGAUUUCCGCGAUCAUGCAGAGCAGCAGCACAUAGCUGCACAACAGAAGGCCGCUUUACAGCAUGCUCACGCACAUUCUUCAGGAUACUUUAUAACCCAGGACUCUGCCUUUGGAAACCUUAUUCUUCCUGUGUUGCCACGACUUGAUGGAGAAUGACAGUCUAUCCUUGAGUGGAAGAAAGUCGGUGUUUGUCUAAUAUUGCUGCUUCUACUUUCAAUGGUUUGAAAAUAAGAGGACUCAAAACUGAAAAUUAAUCUAUUAAUUUUAAUGAUUUUUGUUUUCAGGAGACAUUAAAUUACUGAAAUCCAA